Molecule: messenger RNA, 1755 nt
Organism: Triticum aestivum (bread wheat)
Lineage: Eukaryota; Viridiplantae; Streptophyta; Magnoliopsida; Poales; Poaceae
Product: tau-cadinol synthase-like
Exons: 8
Coding region: 1-1755 (584 amino acids)
Biological process (GO): terpenoid biosynthetic process
Molecular function (GO): magnesium ion binding; terpene synthase activity
Source: RefSeq, a predicted model, not a curated record
AUGACCUACGGUGGCCUUCUUCUAGAAGUUUUGGGAUGUCCUGCAGCCGGUGAUCAUGCCGAUGUUCCACAAAUUUUACAUUGGGACCUUGGUGUCAUAACCCUUAUCCCCAAAGUAGUUGGGGUGACGGAUAUCAGAUACUUUAGGCCGAUCACAGUGAUUAAUGUGCUCGAAUGGAUUUUUGUGAAAGACUGUGCGACACGUUUGCCUCCUAUAGUGGAGCGGAUUGCUCAUCCCCUCCAGACCGCGUUUCUGAAGGGCCAGCUUAUCCACAAUGGGAUUCUGGCCCUUCACGAGAUUGUCCACGAGGUGGCGUCACGGGGUCAUAGGGGCGUAUUUCUCAAGUUGGACUUCCAAAAGGCAUACGACCGAUCGGCUGGAUUAGGUAUUAUUGCCUCGCAUCGCAUGAACGUCGCCCUCAUGUUGCAAUGGGUCUGGCGGAUCUUACGGGGAGACGGUGGCCUGUGGCUGCAGCUUCUUCAGGCAAAAUACCUAAGAGGCGAGCCUCUCCUGGCAUGCUCUCGCUCGGGUGGUUCCCAGUUGUGGAAAUCAAUCCAGCGGAUCAAGGAGGAUAUUCGUCUUGGGGUUUUCUUCUCUACAGAUGUUUUUAACGCAUUCAAGAAUGAAGAUGGGAGCUUUAGGGAAGAUAUUACCAAUGACCCAAGGGGACUUUUAAGUCUAUACAAUGCAGCUCAUCUUCUCAUUCAUGAUGAGCCAUCACUUCAAGAAGCCAUCUCUUUUGCAAGGCAUCACCUUGAAUUGAUGAGAGGCAGUCUCAAGUCCCCUUUAGCCGAGCAUGUUAAGCGUGCUUUUGACAUACCAUUUCCAAGGACCGUUAAGAGGGAACUCAAAUAUCUUACUAAGUGGUCGGAUGAUUUUUAUGGAUAUGUGGGGCUAAACUAUGUCUGUGACCGUCUGGUGGAGGGUUAUUUUGCACCAUAUGCAGUGUAUCAUGAGAAAAACUUCACCCUAUCAAGAAUAUUCUUUACCAAGCUAAUGGUGCUAAUGACCAUGAUAGAUGACACAUAUGAUUCCCAUGCUACCAUAGAGGAAAUUCGGCAGCUAAAUGCGGCCAUACAAAGAUGGGAUGAGAACGCAACUUCUCUUCUACCCGACUACUUGAAAAGGUUCUAUAAUGAACUCUUGAAGAUCUUUAAGGAUGCUGAAGAUGAAGCAUUCAUUGACACCUACCAUGUUGCCUAUGCUAGGAAAGCAUUUCAGAAAUUUUCUACUUAUCAUCUCCAAGAAGCCGAAUGGUCACACGAGAAUCACAAGGCAAGCUUUGAAGAUUUCCUGAAUUUAUCAUCCAUGUCCGUAGGUUUAGCGGGUCUGUCUGUAGUUUUGAUGGUUGGCAUGGGUGAUGAAGUAACUAAGGAAGCAUUUGAGUGGGCAACAAGUUUCCCUAAUAUCAUUAUAGCCGGCGGGAAGAUAUUGCGUCUAUUUGAUGACAUUGCUGCAUUUAAAGGUGAAAAGGGCAAGGCUGAUGUGGCAACCUGUUUGGAGUCUUACAUGGUCGAGCAUAGGGUCACAAGCAAGGUGGCCAUUGCCAGAAUCCAUUCACUGAUUGAAGAUGAAUGGAAAACAAUAAACGAAGCUCACUUUGAACAUGGGGCACCGCUCCCGGUGGUGAAGCGGAUUUUAAACUUGAUUAAUAGUGGGACCAUAUACUAUGGGGAUCAGAAAGAUGGAUUCACCUUUGGCAUGCAUCUUCAAAAGACUAUUGAGAGCCUCUUCGUCAACCCCAUUCCCAUGUAG